Molecule: messenger RNA, 1260 nt
Organism: Vitis riparia (riverbank grape)
Lineage: Eukaryota; Viridiplantae; Streptophyta; Magnoliopsida; Vitales; Vitaceae
Exons: 2
Coding region: 1-1089 (362 amino acids)
Biological process (GO): ethylene-activated signaling pathway; regulation of DNA-templated transcription
Molecular function (GO): DNA binding; DNA-binding transcription factor activity
Source: RefSeq, a predicted model, not a curated record
AUGUCAGUAGAGUCGGACCUGGAAGACAUAAAUCAUGUGGUCUUCAUUGUUUUUUCUUUUCUUCUGAAAGAUGCUGUGCUGGAAAUUUUCGUGGACUGGUGUGAAAAUGGCUGCAAUGUUAUCAUCACUUACGCAUUGCUUCUUGAUUGCAAACAGAAUUACAUCACUGGGUUCUCAUUGUUUGUUCCCUUCAUACGGAAAGACGUUGUGUGGGAGAUUUUCAUGGACCAGUAUGAAAAUGGACGGGCUUUACCUCCUGACAUCGACAUCGUGAACUGGGUCAACCGGAAAGCCACGUGUGUUAUCGUCCAUGAUUUGCGGCCGGGCCUUCCAGCUGCCGACGUGCCAAAAAUAAAGGCAUUGAGAGGGUGUUCCAGGUGGACCCCAUCUAGACUCUCACCGUUUACCUCUUUAUAUAUCAUUUUCUAUCCUCUGAGUUCUCCCUUCGUUGUAGAUGAAAAACUCAAAAGGAAAAUGAGCGACUGUGGAGACAGAAUUCAGAGAGUGAAGGUGAAUAAGGAAGAGGAGUUCUCAAUCAUGGUCUCUACCCUCUGUAACGUCAUUGCCGGAGCCACUGAACCUCGAGAAAAUGCCACGUCAUCGUCCACGUUCACCACCACCCAGCAAACUGAUCAGGUACUGUUGUCUCUCCCUGCUCCUGAAAAGUGUCCGUACUGCGACUACGAAGGCUGUCUUGGCUGCAACCUUUUUGUGCCUUCAGGUGAAGCAGAGGAGAGGACGAGGAAGGGCAAGUUCAGAGGAGUUCGACAGAGACCCUGGGGAAAAUGGGCGGCGGAGAUUCGAGACCCGCGGCGAGCUGUGCGACUGUGGCUGGGCACGUUCGACACGGGGGAAGCCGCCGCUCGAGCUUACGAUAGAAAAGCCAUUGAAUUGCGAGGAAUUAGAGCUAAGCUCAACUUCCCACUUUCCGACUAUAAAAAUGAACAAAAAUCAAUCACCAUUAAUGAGGAAGAUGAACCCAGUGCAUCGGAUAAUACAAAGAAAGAAAGAUUGAAGGGUGUAGCAGUGGAGACCGGUGUGAAAGAGCUUGGAGAGUUGACGGAGGAGGAUCAGAGUUUACACCCAUGAUAAUUUACUGUUGUACUUGGGAUGAUUUGAUAGAUGUACAGUCAAACUUAGACCCACAGUUUUAAUCAUGUUUUAAAACCGGACCGGACCGGCCGAUCAGACCGUCACGAUUCCGGUUCGAUCCGGUCAAUUGGGCCGGAAAAUGGUCAAUCCGAAAUUAAACCCGUUAAA